AUGCAAACAACAAAAAACAAAAAGAAAAUUUGUUAAAUCCACAAAUUAAAGAUUAUAGCAGUCGAUUUGAAAUCCUAAACUGGGAUUGAUGAACAAUACUUAUGCGCAAGGUGCUUAACAGAAAAAGUUGAUAAUAAAAAUAUAAAAUUGCUCAAUGAUGCAACAGAAAUGAUUUAAAGCAUGAGAACACAAUCCUAAAAUGUUGAGAAGGAAGAAAAUUUACUAAGACUUAAUAUUUUUAAAUAAUUAUAAUCAUCUAUAAAGUCAUUUAAAAAUUACAUAAAGACAGAACUUGGAAAAAUGCAUAAUUUGAUUGAUCAAUAAAUAGAUUAGAUCCAAAAUGUAAUAGAAUCAAAGGAAAUAAAACAAGAAACUCAAAAUUAUGAUGAAGAUAUUUAAAUUCUUACAAAAAAUUAUAUCGGAAACUUUAGUUGUAAAAUACCAACAGAAACAACAUAAAGAGAUAAAGACUUGGCAUUUGUAUAAUUAAUCUAAGAUGCGCUUUAAUCUUUAUAACAAUCGUGGUAUUUUAGCUAGAUUAUUGAAUUAAUAGAUUAGAUUAAAUCCAAUAAACCAAUCAUCUAAUAAAUGAAUUUCACUAACAUACCUGCAGUUGAAUAACAUGUAAGAUGCAUUCUUUAAUUAGAAAACCCCUUGCCUCAAUUAUCUAUGCAAUAGACAUAAUAAGGAAAUAAUUAUGCUGAAUCUUAAAUAAAAAGAGCCAGAAUUUAGUAGGCUAGCGUGUGUAGAAUGUAUUGAAGAAAAUCCAAUCUAAUAUGUCAGUUUAAAAGAAGCAAAUAAAAUAUGGAAUUAAAUGAUGGUACAAUAAGAGGACUUAAUUUCUAAACACAAUUUACAAAGGAAAAUAAAAUUCAAUAUAGCUAUCUAAGAAAUCAAGCAAUUAAAAGACUAACUUAACGCUUAAUUAUAAUAAAUGUUGAUCUCAAUUGAUGAACAGUUAAUUAAGAAUAAAUAAGACAUUAAAGAUGUUAUUAAAUCAGAGAAUAAAUAAAUAUUUGAGUUCGAUGAAGAAUAAGUUGAAAAAAUGAUAGAGUUAUUAAGUUAAAACGAUUCAAAUAAACAUAUUUUUGAGUAAAAAGUGAGACAAGAUAAUCUUGAUUAUUUAUUUUAUCAGAAAUUAGAAUAAGAAUUAGCGAAUAUAAUAAAUUAUGAUUUGUUUUAGAAAUAAUAGCUAGUAAAAAUUUUCGAAGUAGAAUUAGGUAUUAAUUUCUAUUAUCAAAUUAAGAUACCGUAGAUAUAAUAAACAACAUAUCACCGAAAAAAAUUUAAAUUGAUUAUUCUGAAUUUUCAAAUUCAUUUAAAUAAAUUGAGGUUCCCUCUUUUUAGAAUAACUUGAGUGCAUUCACUCAAUAAAAUACAGAGGAAAUAGAUGAAAUCCUUACAGAGAAUCUUAACGAAAGCACAUAAUAGGAUGAAGAGAUGAUGAAGAUACAAACACUUAGCAUUAUUUCAAAUAAUUUUAUUAGGUCGAGAUAGUAGGAUUUUCAAGAAUGCAAAAUAUGCUAUAAAAAUUAUAAUUUAUUUUCAGAUGAAGCCAUUAUCACUCCUUGUUGCUAUGUUAAGGCUCAUUCUUUUUGUUUUUAACAGAAUUUAAAUGUCUAAGCAUAGGAAAGCUUUAAUUUUUCUGGAAUUAAUUGUUAUAUUUGCCAGAAACCGCUAAAAAAUUAUAAAGAGUAUCUAAAACGAAAUAUUUCUCCUUAAAUUUAUAUUGAAGUAAUAAAAAGGGAAGUUUUAAAGAGUAUAUCUUUGAGAUGCUAUAAAUGUUAAUAACCGAUUAAAGCAGGCUAAAACAACUAAUAGCUCUUGAUACUAUGCUUAAACUGCAACACAAAAAUUUGUAAUCUUUGUUAAUAAGAGUAUCACGGUCAACUCUAACAAGUAGAUUUGUAUUUUAAUUAGAAUGAAUAAUGCCCAAGCAUUUUAAUUGAGAUUCGGAAAGCACUUUGGGAUGCUCCAUGUAUGGUUUGUCCAAUCUGUUCGUUAUUUCAAACUUAUGAUAAUAAAUCGAAUCAUGUAUCGUGUUUUGCUUGCAGGUCAUGUCUCUGUGGAGAUUGCUCUGUUGAUAGAUAACCAAUAUUGGGUCAUGGCAAUCAUUACCAUAGAGUGGAUUGUCCAAGUUAUUAACCAUGGAUAAAAAAUGGCAAAGUAAUUUUAGAUCCAGAAUUUGAUAGAAGAAAUUGUGAUAAUUGCAAAAAAAGCGGGAAACCAUGUUUGUAUCCAAUAAGUUUGUAAGAGUACAAAAAGUUAAAACACUAUUGA
Paramecium octaurelia is the source of this 2280-nucleotide messenger RNA. The record is from the annotation of a GenBank genome assembly. NCBI's taxonomy places the organism in Eukaryota, Ciliophora, Oligohymenophorea, Peniculida, Parameciidae.